UUUAUGUUGGUUUCCUUUCCCUUCUUGUUUCUAAGGACAAGUCUUACUUUACUAUUUACAGUCAACCCAAGCAGCUUUCACGCAUAAAUAUGAGUUGUCCUAGAUACGCGCCUCUCGGGUCUCAAUGAAGCUUUGUAGAGGAUCUGACUUUUGUGAUUAGAAGAAGAAGGAUCGGGUAGUGAUGGGGGUGUCUGUGGAGGCAAGUGAGCUUUGGGAAGGGGUGCUGGAGCUGACCAAGACGGCGCAGGACAAGAAGAGCGACGCGCUGCUCUGGGCGGUGCAGCUAAGCGCCAGCCUCAGCGCCGCCGGGGUGGGCCUGCCCUCGGUGGAGCUGGCCCAUCUCAUGGUCUCGCACAUCUGCUUCGGCAAUCACGUGCCCAUCGCGUGGAAGUUCCUCGAGAAGGCCUUGGCCCUCAAGAUUGCCCCUCCGAUGCUCGUCCUCUCCCUCCUCUCCAUCAGGGUCAUUCCGAAUCGGCAAAACCAGCCUGGAGCAUAUAGAAUAUAUAUGGAGCUUCUCAAGCGACAUGCAUUUUCAUUUGCACCUCCAAUCCUUGGUCCAAAUUAUCAAAAGUAA
Corylus avellana is the source of this 574-nucleotide messenger RNA. The record is from RefSeq and is a predicted model, not a curated record. NCBI's taxonomy places the organism in Eukaryota, Viridiplantae, Streptophyta, Magnoliopsida, Fagales, Betulaceae.